UCGAGCCGCAGAUCUGCAAACCUACGAAAACCCGUGAGGCCUCGUCUGUUACCAGACCAUCACCCGCGGAGAAAACAGACAUUGGAUAUUUGUUUAUAUACAAAGAGGAUAAGCUUGUGCGGAUCCCAAUCAAAUUAGACGUUGAUCGAAAGGAGGAGAGACCUAUACAAAAUGCAAGUCUGGGUGCCUACUACUACUACUACCCGACAUUUCAAAAAUACGUCGUUUCGGCCGGAUCCGGUGCGAGGAAGUACCCAAACAGCUCAAAGGAUAAGCGUAUUGUUUCAAUGAGAAAACAGGUGAUGGAGGACCUUGAUAUGGACCUGAAGAAGCUUUUUGAAAAUUGCGAUUGGGUGAAAGUGACCGACAGUGAGGGAGGUGAUGAAGUCUUGCUUGUUUUUCUCAAGGUCUAUGACAAGACAGCUGCACCCUUGCUUCGCUCCAUAUUCCAGGGAGCUAUGGCUACUUGUUUCGCCUACGGACAGACUGGGUCCGGCAAAACCUACACGAUGAGCGGACCCCCCGACCAGCAAGUG
Messenger RNA from Dibothriocephalus latus, 536 nucleotides. The record is from the annotation of a GenBank genome assembly. NCBI's taxonomy places the organism in Eukaryota, Metazoa, Platyhelminthes, Cestoda, Diphyllobothriidea, Diphyllobothriidae.